AUGGGCAAACUACAUGUUUUAGCCAUACCUUAUCCGGCACAAGGCCAUGUAAUUCCCAUGCUGGAACUCUCACAAUGCUUAGUAAAGCAUGGAUUCGAAAUCACAUUUGUGAACACAGACUAUAAUCACAAGAGGGUCUUGAAUGCAUUGGGCAACGAUUUUCUUGGAGAUCAAAUUAGUCUUGUUUCGAUCCCAGAUGGGCUGGAGCUUUGGGAAGAUAGGAAUGAUCUUGGGAAGUUAACUGAAGCAAUUUUCAAUGUCAUGCCUGGGAAGCUGGAGGAGCUUAUAAACAGGUCCAAUGCAUCAAAAGAUAAAAAGAUUACUUGUAUCAUUGCUGAUGCGAAUAAUGGAUGGGCUCUUGAAGUGGCAGAGAAGAUGAACAUCCGCUGCGCUGCCUUUUGGCCUGCAUCAGCUGCCCUGCUGUCCUCCUUAUUUACUGUUCAGAAACUCAUUGAUGAUGGAAUCAUUGAUAAUAAUGGAACGCCACUGAAGAACCAGAUAAUUCAGAUGGAUCCAACAAUGCCUGCCAUCAGCACUGAGAAUUUAGUAUGGAACUGCAUUGGUGACUCAACUACGCAGAAAAUCAUAUUUGAUGUUAUAUUCAGAAACAAUAAGGCUGUGAAAGUGGCAGAUUGGAUAAUUUGUAAUUCUGCAUAUGACCUUGAGCCUGGAGCAUUGACCUUGAGCCCAAAGAUUCUGCCGAUAGGACCAAUGCUGGCAAGCAGUCGACAAGGAGAUUCAGCAGGAUAUUUCUGGCAGAAAGACUUGACUUGUUUGAAAUGGCUGGACCAACAGCCACCCAAGUCAGUUAUAUAUGUUGCAUUUGGCAGCUUCACUGUUUUUGACAAAACUCAAUUCCAAGAAUUAGCACUAGGACUUGAACUGUCCGGCAGGUCAUUCAUAUGGGUUGUAAGGCCAGAUAUUACCACUGAUACAAAUGCCUAUCCAGAAGGAUUUCUAGAGAGAGUCGGCAGCCGAGGGCAGAUGGUUGGAUGGGCACCUCAGCAGAAGGUUCUAAAUCACCCUUCUAUUGCCUGCUUUUUGAGCCAUUGUGGUUGGAACUCCACCAUGGAAGGUGUAGCUAAUGGUGUCCCUUUCUUGUGUUGGCCAUACUUUGCUGAUCAAUUCCUCAAUGAGAGCUACAUUUGUGAUGUUUGGAAAGUGGGAUUGAAGUUUAAUAAAAGUAAAAGUGGAAUCAUCACACGAGAAGAAAUUAAGGAUAAGGUGGGGAAAGUUCUAAGUGAUGAAGGAGUUAUUGCAAGAGCUUCAGAAUUGAAAGAAAUAGCCAUGAUAAAUGUCGGAGAAUAUGGUUAUUCCAGCAAGAUCUUGAAGCAUUUCAUUGAAGGGAUGCAGAUUUAAGCAUGUCAUUCAUAGCUUAUGCAACUUCAAUUUAUUUUCUUUCUUCUGUCA
This is a messenger RNA of Ricinus communis (castor bean), 1410 nucleotides long. Its product is annotated as UDP-glycosyltransferase 83A1. Lineage: Eukaryota; Viridiplantae; Streptophyta; Magnoliopsida; Malpighiales; Euphorbiaceae. Gene Ontology annotation, molecular function: UDP-glycosyltransferase activity. The coding region runs from base 1 to 1359 and encodes 452 amino acids. The record is from RefSeq and is a predicted model, not a curated record. The transcript has 2 exons.